AUGCAUGCAGUGUUUACAAAUUAUGCUGCAUUUUCAUGUACAGUACCUGCACCGGUAGCUAUACCUUGGCGUAAACGUACAAGGACCACUGUCCGUAAGCUGUAAGGAGAAAGUUUUUGUCCUCAUGCAAUUCAUAUGUCGGUUGCUGAAAUUCUUCCCUUUUUCCACCCGGAAUUGGGAUAUACAUUGCACACACACACAUCGGUACCUGCACAUUCACCGGUAACUGCACGACCUGUACAUGCGAGAAUGGCUAUCCAUUAGGCUUGUUUUAUACACAAUUUGCAUAUUCAAAUUAAUAAAAUCAGUGUUUCCAUACAUGUAACUGUACACAUUUUAAAUGUGUGGAAUCAUUUGUCCAAUCAGCACCUCACAGCUGGCUGGAGUCCAAUCAGAAUCACGAAUAGGGCCCCCCUUACGUGUUUGUACGUGUAGAUCUACAGGGUAUCCACUCGAUCAGCACCCAGGAAGUUUCAGUUAUGCCCAGCUCACUUUCUUUCACAGCAAUCUAAUUUCUUUGUGUGUGCAUUUGGAGGGGGGAAAUCACCAAUUGGCUGUAGUCUUUUGUUUGGUCAUUUAUGAGGACAAGCAUGACCCGAGUCAGGCCAGCCAGUGCCUGUGCCUGUCGCCAAUCUCUUUGUCUCAUUGAGUGGUGGACUCUGUCAUUUAUCAUAUAUCCAUCCCUUCAUGUAUUCACCCAUGUUCAUUGUCCACUUAAAACGGAGCAUCCAAUCAUUUAUUUCAUAGUGUGUGUUUCGAUCCUGUGGCCUGUGUUGACAAGUGUAUUGAGCCAUCGUGUGCUUGUUCUGUGGACAUCAGUUCUAUUGAUUGGUGGAUGGGAGCUUUUAUUGGUUUGUGUGCGCUAUUGUCAUGUGCCAGACUGUUGUGACGUACGGCCCUGCUCAAUCCUUUUAAUAGCCCUCCAGUUUAGUGUUAUGUGUCAGUAUCGUACAUCAUAUUAUGUCCACCAAACAUGCCACCAGUAUAUUCAGUCUGGCAAGAUAAAAAAGUUCAAGGCAGAUCCUCGUACCCUGGGCUACAGAAUGAUGCAAGCAGGUCAGCCCGGAGGGGGUGCAGCACCGAAUGACAUCCCACCUAUCCAGGCCCUCUACAUGGCCGCCGCCAGCCAGCUCCAAUCCCCCAUCACCGUCUCGGCCAAGGAGGAGGAGGACACGGAUGAGAGCCUUCCGCCCAGCGGCAAGGACUGCUACGGCAACGAGAGGCAGACACUGGGCGAUAUGGCGCGCUUCUUCAACAAUGCGCUGCUGAGUGACAUCAAACUGCGGGUGGGCUUUGAGUGCUACAGCGCCCACAAGCUGAUCCUGGUGCGGUCCAGUGAGGUCUUUGAGAGAAUGUUCAGUUCGGAGUGGACGGACCCCAAUAAGAUGGAAGUUGAGCUGGUUGAGGAACCNGAGUGUUGUGACGUAUUUGAGGCAUUUCUCAAGUUUCUGUAUAGCUGUCAUAUUGUCCUGACUGUGGAGAAUACCCUUCCCAUUCUCAUGCUUGCCGACAAGUAUAAUGUGAGCGACCUGCGACUCGUCUGCAUCAACUUUGCCACCAAGAGCAUCAUCCCCAAGUUGCCGCUCAAGGAUGUGUUUCAUGUCUGGUACCAGUACGCCACCAAGUGCUACCACCACCGUCUCAUCACCUCCUGCAUUGCAGCCCUGUCGCCCAAGGCCGAUGACAUCAUGUCCCUGCCCGAGUGGAACAUGGAGUGGCUGGCCUUGGACGUGGAACAGCUGACGCAGUUCCUGAAAAGCUCCGACCUGACCAUCCGCAACGAGCUGACCCUGUUCCGCGCCCUGGUCAAAUGGAUUGAGUCGCCCAAGCACCCCGAGCGCCAGAGCAAGCAGAAGGAGCUGCUGCAGCAGUUCAUCCAGUACAUCCGUUUCCCGAUGAUGACCCCAGAACAGCUGGAGUAUCUGGAGAAGCACCGUGUGGUGGAGCAGAACCCAGAGAUGUUUGUACCUUACCUCCUGCAGGCCUACAAGUUCAACGCUGUCAGUUUGGAAGCUAGGUCCAGUAACAAGGAUUUUGCCUCCUCCAGGUUCCUGCUGCGCAACUACACCGACCUCCGUUGGGACAAGCGCAUCGUCCUGUCGGGAUACUCCCACUUCGGGAGGCUCUCGGAGGUCAUGCCACGCUUCUCCACCCGGUCUUCCUCCUACCCCCACACCAGCUGGGACUGGGAGUUGAAGAUCUACCCCAAGGGCUCAUCCACAAACAACGAAGAUUUCCGCGUCGUGCUCUACUCUAACGUGGUGCUGGAUCUACCCCGGCCCAUGGAAUACAUGAUCUCCAUGGUGAAUAAUGAAAACGUGUUGGUGUCUGUGGCAGGAAAGAAGAACUUCACCAAGUCAAGGUACACUGCUGACUCUGAUCUGGACAAGAAGGUCUCAGUGGACGAGCUGUCUUCACCGAAUUCCCGCUUUUUGGUGAACGAUAAUGUCGUACUGCAGGUGAUGGUCAAGCCACUGCAGUGACUUAUUGUCGAAGAAGAAGUUGAAAGGAAAUUGGUUUGCAGCAGAUGACAGAUUCUCCUAGACCCUUGCUAAAAAAGUAAAUUAAAAUAAAAGAUUAAAAAUAAAAAGACAGAGUCAUCUAAAAACCCAAAGAGCUAUAUGGAUUUCUAUACCUGUGCAUGUGUGUUCGUUGUGUGUCAGCCAGACUUUCACUGUGGUCAGUCAUUGGAUGUUUGUGCAGUCAUCACAAAGUUUGUGUUGGAACUGUGACAACUUGAGAAAUGCAAAGUUACGAACCACUUGGCAUGAACUUUGUUUAGACUUAACAAGAAGAUUGCCAGUAUUUUUGGCCGGGGCUGUAGUGCAAAUGAAUGGAAGAACUUUAUUUCAUUCAGUGCGACUGGCAUGAACUACUGUAUGUGAAUUGUGCACUAGACAUCAUGGCUCGUUCCAGAUUGUACAUUGUGUGUGUUGAGACCAUUGUUCUCUUGGACUGCCGUGCAUUUACCGAGUAUGCAUGAAGCCACUCACAAGACUGUGUCAACAGCUGCGUGUAAUACAUUGUGUCUUGCCAUGCAGUACAUGUAUUUCCUGCAUGUACAUGUACACUUGACCUGAGGACUGUUUGAUUGUUUGAACUACUCUACAUGUAUGUGACGAGGAGAAGCUGACAACGUAUUGAAAUUGUCUUGUCUGCAUAUGUAGUUGCUGAUUUCCAGUGUGUGAAACUGUUGUCUUCUUGCAACCUGAAUUUUCACUCAGGAACUACGUGUGAAAAAAGACAUAUGGAGUGCAUAGCUUCAGGUGUUACGCUUAAUAAAGGUUGUGAUUUAUUUUUGUAAUGCAAGAGUCACACCGGUAAGUUAUUCAUGUUAUGGUGUGAACUCCUCCCGAAAGAAAUAGGUAAUUGUUGGUAGUAUUAAUGUUUUAAAUGAUUGUCGCUUUGUGAGUAUAAUUGUUUUGUCGCUGUAUGUGUAUUUUGAAACUUUGUUGACAACAACACAUGAUUGUUGCUGGUUGAUCUAAUUUCAAUUUUUAUUUUGAGAAGAGAAAUUUAGCAUACUGUAUGUGCAAUUGAUUUGUAAUUUUCAGAAUUACUCACUGGAAUGCUUAAUUGCAAAUUCAAAUUUCCCACUUCCAUUUUUGCACAUGGCUUUCUUAAAAAGCACAAACAUGUUUUAAAAAAUGUUUAUCCAAUAGUCUUUGAAUCUCAUAAACAUCAUCAUGCACCCUCUGUAAACCUUGAAUUUUGGUUUGGUCAUUGAAAUGUAGUUGAACUUGACUGUCAGAACAUUGGGUUGUAUUCAGAAUGAAGCACUGUAAAAACAUCCUACAGUGCAUGUAAACUGUUGCUACAUGUAUUGUCACUGUUCUUACUGGAAGUUUUAUUUCAAGAUCUGCACAAGAAUUAGCACACAGCAUGGAUGGAUCAGCAAAGGAUGCUAGAUUAGCUGUACUGCAAGUGAAAGCAGGCAAUAUUUAUUGUGUUAAACAUUAUUGGUGUGUUCUUCCCAGUGUUACAGAAAAUGAACUAAAACGUUAUUCAAAGAGCUGUUACCUUUUGGAAAGUCAUUGUACAAUUCCAAAUUUCCCCUUUUUGAGCAUGUUUCCUCCCAACACUCUGAAAGGUACAGUCCCAUCGUUUGAAUUAUCUAACAAGUAACUGAUGAAAUUAUUGUUGAAAAGCAUACUUGGUUUUAGCAUGUUAUGGGACUAAACUCCUUGUGAAAUUAUUCUUGUUGGCAACCUUGUCAUUUUGAGGAAAACUACGAAAGGCCAUCCCAAUGCAUCUAAAGACCCAUUUUUGGAAAAUUGCCAUUAAAGCAUGCACCAGCAUUGACACAACAUGCGUGCACACGUAGUUACUAUACUUCGUUAGUUCAUCAGUGCAUGACAUCACAGAGCUGAAUUUGAUUGAACAUGAAAAUUUGUCCCAGACGCUGGAUUCAGGAGCAAUUUAAAACUUCUUGAUUCAGUGAGUUUUGAUUUGAAAUUGAAAUCCUAGAAACUUGUUUUUCUCAGAGUGUUUUUCUCAGUAUUCACCAAACUGAAAGUUCAGUGGGUUUGCUCUUGGGCACUCUUCUUUAGAGUUUGAGUCAUUUUGUCGCCACAAAGGAACACAGUGCAAAAAUGUAAAAUGAUGGACCAUACAUGUAUAUGUAUAUGUAACUUUAAGGUGGGUUGAAGCAAAACAAUAAUUAUAUUGUGCAUCACACUGGUAAAAAGUAGUUGACCAGUGGUUGAACUAUACUUGUAUGCAAUGUAAAUGUACAUGUAGUUCAUGCCUGGACUUACUCUUAUAUACAUGUAUUCUUGAAAUCUGAAGAACAACUGCACAUGUGCAGGUACAUGUACGUACAUGUGCAUACCAGUACAUGUAAAUCUCUGGUUGCUAAUGGUAUUAAACGUAGAAUACUUUCUUCACUUUACUCAUGUACAUGUACCUUUGGCUUUUAGAAUUUGGGGGUACACCAUGUUAUAAUUUUUUAGCAUGCAUGAGAAGUUGUAUUAAUUGUAUCGCAUGAUUCAUUGUCAGCCAGUCAUCAGAUGCCCUGUCAGCCAAUCAAAGGCCAGAAUCUAUGGAUGAAGAGGUAUCCACCCAAAUACUCAAUACUGUCAAGACCUUAUCGUCAAGCCCACUUCUGAACAAAAAAUAAAAGAAACUGGAAAACUUAACUUGGGUUCACCUAAGUGCAAAAGGAGAAACAA
Molecule: messenger RNA, 5171 nt
Organism: Acanthaster planci (crown-of-thorns starfish)
Lineage: Eukaryota; Metazoa; Echinodermata; Asteroidea; Valvatida; Acanthasteridae
Product: BTB/POZ domain-containing protein 17-like
Molecular function (GO): protein binding
Source: RefSeq, a predicted model, not a curated record